Vanrija pseudolonga is the source of this 1047-nucleotide messenger RNA. RefSeq names its product Octanoyltransferase (gene lipB). Bases 31 to 993 code for a protein of 320 amino acids. The record is from RefSeq and is a predicted model, not a curated record. Gene Ontology annotation, biological process: protein lipoylation. The transcript has 3 exons. Lineage: Eukaryota; Fungi; Basidiomycota; Tremellomycetes; Trichosporonales; Trichosporonaceae. Gene Ontology annotation, cellular component: mitochondrion. Gene Ontology annotation, molecular function: lipoyl(octanoyl) transferase activity.
CUCAACCUCAUCGCCACCACCACGCACACAAUGCGCAGCUCAAUACCCCGCCUUUUGAAAGCGACCCGCUGCGCGCGCGUUUCCCUCGGCGCGCCCACCCCGCCGUCGGGCGCGGCAUGCUCCGGCGCGCCGGUCGGUCCUGGAAACGCGGCGCUCGCGCCGGUCCGGUACCAUAUCUUCGACGAACCGCUGCCAUACCCAGUCGGCCUGCGCCUGCAGCAGCGCGUUAUCGAUGCGCGGUUGGCGGCGCGCAAGGACGACCCGAAGGCGGGGAAGCAGGACGUGUUGUUCCUCCUUGAACACACCCCGACCUACACCACCGGCAGGCGGGACAACACGCCCAACCCCGAAGAACUACACCCCGAGGAGAAAAAGGUCCAGAACGUCGGUGCCGAGUUCUUCAUCACCAAGCGUGGCGGACAGGUGACGUACCACGGCCCCGGGCAGCUCGUGGGCUACCCCCUCCUCGACCUCAACGCGAUGGAGACGCCGACGCGCUGCUACGUCGAGUACCUGCAGGCUUUGUUGGGCGAGUACGCUACCAGCCUCGGGCUCGAGGUGCAUGCGCCGCAUCCGGACGGCCAUGUCGGCGUAUUCUCGUCGACGACAGAGAAGGUCGCGUCCAUCGGCAUCCACCUCCGCCACAGGAUCACGUCGCACGGCUUCUCGAUGAACGUGACCACCGAGCCGAAGGCAUGGUUCGACCUCGUGACCGCGUGCGGGCUGGACGACGUGCACGCGGUCGGGCUGACCGAGCUGCUCGCGCGCGCCGGCAAGCCGGCCGACCUUAGCGUGCGCGGGGUCGCCGAGGCGCUCGUGCCGCGCUUCGCGGCGACGUACCAGCGCGAAUUCCUCCCGCUGGCCCUGGAAGGCGACGACGAGGUGCGCGGGAUCCAGCAGAUCGUCAAGGAGACGGAGGAUGAGGCGAGGGAGAUUAACGCCAAGGCUGGGGGAUGGUUGAGCAAGCCUGAUGUCAGCCGGCAGGUGGCGUAGGGGCUAGCGACGUAGGGCUAGUGGUCUGUAGUAGCAUCUGCAUGUGUCAAGGAG